Molecule: messenger RNA, 617 nt
Organism: Lutzomyia longipalpis
Lineage: Eukaryota; Metazoa; Arthropoda; Insecta; Diptera; Psychodidae
Gene: Pfdn1
Product: prefoldin subunit 1
Exons: 3
Coding region: 160-558 (132 amino acids)
Biological process (GO): protein folding
Cellular component (GO): cytoplasm; prefoldin complex
Molecular function (GO): protein folding chaperone
Source: RefSeq, a predicted model, not a curated record
AGAUUGCCGAAGAUUUCCGAUUUUAACCCAAAAGCAAAAUUUUUUCGCCGCAUUUUUCACAUGAAUUUUCUUUUUUGAUUUCUCAUCAAAUAAUACACAUUUCUGUGGAGUUUCCAGUGGUUUCAGUUUGUCUACAGUUAAAAUAAUUAUUUACUUGCAAUGGCUGCUGCAGUGGCACAAUCUCCUGCUGAUUUGGAAUUGCGAAAGGCAUUUGCGGAGAUGCAAAUGAAUAAAAUUGAAUCCACAAAGAAGCUGAGGGUACUUGACAUGCAGAUUGAUUCACUGAAAAAGUCCAAACAGCGUCUCAUAAUCACAGAACACGAAGUCUCCAACCUGCCACCGGAAACAAAGGUUUACGCCUCAAUUGGGAGGAUGUUUGCACUGUCAUCAGCUCCAGAGAUGACGUCCGAAUUGAAGGCAAAGCAGACAAAGGUGGAUUCAAUGAUUAGUCAAUGCGACACGAACAAAAACUACGUCCUGAAGAAUCUCAAGGAGCAAGAGGACAACCUCCGAGAGUUGGUGCAGCAGAAGAAACGUGAUGCAGAUGCAGCCAAGUAGUUUUUUAUUGGUUCCGGAUGAAGGUGUCGAGAUUAAAAUUGGCAAAAGACGCAAAUUCA